This is a messenger RNA of Melospiza georgiana, 6242 nucleotides long. It is a transcript of the gene CD44, whose product is annotated as CD44 molecule (Indian blood group). Gene Ontology annotation, molecular function: hyaluronic acid binding; cytokine receptor activity. Gene Ontology annotation, biological process: inflammatory response; positive regulation of ERK1 and ERK2 cascade; cell adhesion. The record is from RefSeq and is a predicted model, not a curated record. Lineage: Eukaryota; Metazoa; Chordata; Aves; Passeriformes; Passerellidae. Gene Ontology annotation, cellular component: basolateral plasma membrane; macrophage migration inhibitory factor receptor complex; plasma membrane.
UUAACAAGCGUCGGGGCUGUUCUUCUUUCUGCAGCUUCCAAGGAUCUCUGGAUUUUGCAAAACAGUUCCAAGAAAACAAUGGCCAACUUCUCCUUAUGGACAGUUUUUGGAUUAUGUUUGCUGAAGCUCUGUCUAGCAGAAACAGAAUUCAAUGUAAGUUGCAGAUAUGGAGGAGUUUUUCAUGUUGAAAAAAAUGGUCGCUACAGUCUCACACGAUCUGAAGCAGUUGAACUCUGCAGAGCUCUCAACAGUACCUUGGCAACCCUAGAGCAGCUGAAGAAAGCUCAUGAGCUUGGAUUUGAAACUUGCAGGUAUGGUUUCGUGGUGGGGUAUGUUGUUAUCCCACGGAUCAAUCCCUAUCCUCUUUGUGCAGCAAAUAACACUGGCAUUUACAAACUUUCAGCAAAUACAACUGCUCGGUAUGAUGCAUACUGUUACAAUGCAACAGAAACAGAGGAAAAAACAUGUGAGCCAGUUGUAAAAAUAGAUACUUCCUUACUCAGCAACCAGGAUGAAAUAGUCAUUGACAACGCGGACGGCUCCAGCUUCAACGCGGACGGUACACGUCACACCGCUGGAGAGUCCUCCACCUCAGGGGUGGAUGAUGAAAAUGCAGGUAGUGGAUCAACUCAUGAGACAACUGCCAUGGAUGCCUCCAUCAGCAGGUCCAGCCCCUCAUAUUAUGGAAGUCCUACUCCAGUCUCACAGCUCCCAGGUCAUUCUUCUGGAGGAGGUGAAAAGGAAUUUCCUGGAAUCUAUGGUGAUGAAUUUCCAUCUGUAUCACCUGAUACCUUUUUUGGGACAACGGCUGGUGAUUUCCAUGACGAAGAUGAUGGGCAGUAUCCUGCAAGUACUACUCCAGGGCCUCAUCAUGACAACCUGGAGAAAACCACCACCCAAGCUUGGUGGAAUCCGUUCCCAGACAACUGGUGGUGGUCGAAUCCUGGAGAGAAGACGCAAGAACCCACGCCAGCAACCAGGGCAGGUGUGACCUCCAGUGGCAGUGAUUCAGAUGAUGAAGACUCUUCAGAGGAGAUUGUGUAUCCCACCAUGUUUCCAGGCUGGGGCAGAAGUGUGGCCAAGGAUGAGACUGCUGCAAGUACGACUCCAGGGCCUCAUCAUGACAACCUGGAGAAAACCACCACCCAAGCUUGGUGGAAUCCGUUCCCAGACAACUGGUGGUGGUCGAAUCCUGGAGAGAAGACACAAGAACCCACGCCAGCAACCAGGGCAGGUGUGACCUCCAGUGGCAGUGAUUCAGAUGAUGAAGACUCUUCAGAGGAGAUUGUGUAUCCCACCAUGUUUCCAGGCUGGGGCAGGAGUGUGGCCAAGGACGAAACUGCUACAAGUACGACUCCAGGGCCUCAUCAUGACAACCUGGAGAAAACCACCACCCAAGCUUGGUGGAAUCCGUUCCCAGACAACUGGUGGUGGUCGAAUCCUGGAGAGAAGACGCAAGAACCCACGCCAGCUACCAGGGCAGGUGUGACCUCCAGUGGCAGUGAUUCAGAUGAUGAGGACUCUUCUGAGGAGAUUGUGUAUCCCACCAUGUUUCCAGGCUGGGGCAGGAGUGUGGCCAAGGACGAGACUGCUCCAAGUACGACUGUAGACUCACAACACGUAACACUUCUGGAAAUCACCACACAAGGCCAUUGGAACCCCACCUUUACAGAUGAAGAGGAGCAGGAUUCUAGCUCUGGUAGCAGGGUCACAAUCUUACCAGCACUAGUUACAAGUGAAAAUGAAAAGCAUCAAGGACCAACCCAACAUCCACUAUCACACAGCUUUCAUUCUGGAGGGAUCAGUCAAGAACAAAAUCCUGCAAGUACCACUGGCAAUAUUGAACAACAUGAAUUUACUACUGCAGGUGAAAAUUAUUUUUCAGAGGAAACUUCUACAGCUAUGGUCCCCAGCCAUGGGGCCAAACAGAAUGACUCAGCACGAGAGCCACUGGUGUCUCCAGGCUGGAAUGAGGGAGAGGAUUAUGCCACAGAGCCUGCUGGAAUGGAUAGAGUUACUCCUUCCAGAGAGAGCAAUCAUGAAAGAGAGUCUUCCACCACAGCUGUUGCCUCUCCUGAUGAUGCCACCACAAAGAGCCAACUCAACCAUUUCUGCCUCGGGAUUAAACCAGAAAUGAGCACUGAAGGCAUCACGAAUCCCACAGAUGCCCCCGGGGAUGAAGUUCUCCACAGGACCACAGCCACUAUGAACAAAGCUGUCACAGCCUCCACUGACAUUCUGGCACCAGAAGAUAUAACCCAGGAAGCGUGGGCACCUCGCCUUGUGGUGACAUCUGCUUCCUCUCCUGAGGGUGCCCACCACAAAGAGCCAACUCAAACACCUCUGCCUUCAGAUGAUGAACCAGGACAGGGCACUGAGGGCAUCACAAAUCCCAUGGAUACGCACAGAGAUGAAGGCCUCCACAGAACUACCUCCAGUGUGACCACAGCUGGUAAUGACUAUUUUCUGAUGGGUAUCAUCAUAGAGUCUGUGGAUGAUGCUGACCAAGAGAAAGCAACCAAGGAGCCACUGGCACCUGGCACUGCACCUGGAAGGGAAGGUGAACCAGCAACCACCACAGAUGGUUUCCAUGUCCAUGGGACACCUGGAGUUUUUUCAGACAUUGAGGACCGUUUCAUUCCCUUGCAGACUCCUCUUACUACCAGCUCUACCUCUAGUGUGUAUGAUAACCAAGGACCACACAAGGGACAUGAUGAAUCCAUGACUUCCCCUGGAGGGACUGCCACAACAAAAAUAGGUUCAGAAUCAAGGUCGGCCCGUGUACCAGACUGGCUGAUCAUUGUUGUUGCUCUGGUGGUGCUUGCAUUGAUCCUGGCAGUGUGCAUUGCUGUCAACAGUCGCAGAAGAUGUGGGCAGAAGAAAAAGCUAGUGAUUAACAAUGGCAAAGGGGCAGUGGAGGACAGGAAGACAAGUGAAUUAAAUGGAGAUAUCAGCAAAUCACAAGAAAUGGUGCACUUGGUUCAUAAAGAACAGUCAAAUGACCGAACACAAGCAUGUGAUGAAUUCCUGACUGUUAAUGAAACACAAAAUCAUCACGAGUGUGACAUGAAGACUGGAGUGUAAUGGUACCACACUGCCAAGCAGAUCAGGGCUGGGGAAACCAAAAUCAUGUGGAACUUGAACAGGAAUUCACAGAUGCACUGUGCUACUGAUGUCUUUUGAACAUAAGUUCUGUUUCUUUUAAAUCACUUUGCAAUGACGCCUGAGUUUAAAAAUUGACAUGUGCUUUCUGAAAUACACCCCCAAGAGUUGCAUAAUGCUUUCAGUUCCCAGUCCCUUCACAGAGGACUCUCACUGUGUCCUGGAUGUUAGGAGGCAUACAAGUUUACAUCAUUAUUCCCCAGAUGGAAGGUCUUCACUGUGUGAAGCUAAAGAAGUAUCCAGUCACUCCAUCUUACAGAUAUUUAAAGUAUAAAACUUGCCAUGGUAGAGAAAUAAGUGAGGAAAAAUGUCAAGAGUAAAAAAAUCAAGUUUAAACCCAAAAGGCAUCUUCUACAAUGUCUGCAACAGCAGAAUCCUUCAGAAAUGCCUUCCAGCCAGGAAUGGCUGUGGGUACAUUCAGAAUCUGCCAGUAUAAACAAAAAGUGACAUUUUAUAAUUAUGUGUGGCUUGGUCUGCAACGAAGGAAACCCAGAAGGACAAAAUUUAUUUAUCUCUAUUUUUAAAUAUCUAUGGACAUACAGCAAGUCUUCUCGGGAGGGGUAAUAAAGGCAUGAAAACAUGAGCUGAAAUAUAAUAAACUUCUAUUCUUCAUUAUCCUAGCAACCUGUACAAUUAUCCUUCAGUUUUUGAGGUGUUCACUGCUCUUCUCCCCACCUCAUUCAUUGGUCCAAGUUUGUGCAUGUGUUUAAUGAGCCUGUUAGUUAAGAUAAUGAAUAAAACAAAAUGACCCCAGCUCUAUCACAUAUGCACAAAUCAAGCAAUUGAGAUCACUAGGGAAGCUGACAGUAUUUUAUUCCUGAAAAUAGGUCUCCGUAUUCUGCUCCAUUUUGGUAAGGAGAUGCUGAGCCUAUUAAUUUUUUUCCUCUAUAACUAUUACAUUAUACGAGAUUGCUUAUAUUUUAAAAGCUGCUUUUCUAUGAUCUCGCUCAUUUCCUCUGAAUUCUAUUUCAUCUACAUUUUUUCCAUCAGCUUUUUAAAAACACCAAAAAGAAACAUCGCUUGCUUUUUGGUACCAGAAGUUCAAUUUCUACAGAAAAGAUCAAAGCAAAGGAAAGGAAACUCUUCCCAGCCAUGUAAUAUAGUAGAGUAGUUGAGCUGCAUUGUUACAUGCUUUCGUUAUGUCCUUUUGUGUCUGUAAAGUAUUUGUAUUAAGCUAUGAUGCUGUGCAUUAUAUUGAUAAGAAUUGUCAGGAAAACAAUUAUUUACUACCAGUGGUCUAUGCCAUUUUUAGAAAGCUUAUUGGAAUGGAGGGAGAAUUGUAAACUUCCAAUUGGACUCCCCCCAGGAAAUGCAGGGAAAAAUGCUGGUCUGUGCCAGCUGUGGGAUGUGGAUGGUCUGUAGCAGGGCUGUUCAGGAGUUCUGUUCACUGACCAUAGCCCCUGUCUUUGAAACUGCUCUGCUAAAGUGUGUUGUAUUAUGUUCUCCAUCUGAAGCAGUUUGGAGGGUGAAUAUUCAGCUGGCUAAAUACUGACUUCAGCUAGCACUGAUCUUUACUGGAACAUAAAGAACAAGACUGUUGAUUAUAUUUCUGAGUCACAGCCCUCCAGCAGUUUCCCAUGUGUUUCAUGGAAAUGCUCAAGUGCCCUGGUAUCUGCUGGCAGAUCUGCUCAGGGCAAUUUACACCUGGGCAAAAAGUCCCAAGAGAAAGUGAUGUUUUAAAAUACACAUAAGAUGUUUUUUGGCUUUAUGCACAUCAGAUAUUUCAUCUGUGAACAAUGGAUUGAUUCUUGUUUAAUGUUUUUAAGCACACUUUUCUAUUUGUCAUUAGAAAUCAGAGUGAUCUGCUGAAGGCUGUGUUUAAACUGCUGUUAGGUACUCAUUCCACUAAGUAGGGAGAUCCAGGGUAAGAAUUAAAAAUUGUUAAAUCCUAACUGGGAAUAGGUCUCAGUGAGAAGGACGUAUUUCACUGUCUUGGAGGCUAAACUUCUCUUAAAAAAACCAAAGAGUCUGUGGCAUGUUAUUCAUCUCCCUGUUCAGAUGUUAAAUGAAGAAAUCCACAAACUUCUUGGUAAUUUAUUUUAUAGUCAGUAGCUAUAAAAGCACAGGCAACACUGGUUGGGUUCUUUGUAUAUUUUUAAAGGAGAGAUGCUCAAGAGGCAAUGCCAUUAUUUUAUAUAUGCUGAUUCUUUUUAGAUUAUGUCCUGUGACUUAUGUGUAAUUGUUUCAUUAUAGUUUCGAAACUAGACAGCCAUUUCAUAUGUGUAAAACAGUACAUAUUUUUAUUAAUCUUGCUUUUAUUAUGAGGAGUUGUUUGUUGUGUGUAUGUAUUUUUAUAUAGAGCACUUGAUAUAUUUGCAUAUUUAUUUAACAGAUUAAUCAGAAUUAAAGAAAAUGCCAUCUCUAAAUUGUAACUAGAAAUAAUAUUGCUGAAAACACAUCGGACUUUAAAAUAAGCUUCCAAAAUAAACCAGAUUCCACGCUGAGGAUGAAAUGUAAGUCCAGCUGUUAGUGGGAGAGAAGCCUUCAGCUGGAUAGUCAUGUUGAGUGCUGUGACCAUUUUUUCUGCUUGCAAAUUCCAAGCCGGGCUGAGGUGAAUGCUGUGUGACCUUGUCUGCUCUGCUGGCCUCCCCCAGGCUCCAUGGGUGCUCCGGGCAUUAGUGAUGAGCUCAGCUUUACCCCAGAAGCAGACAACAGCUACAGCAACUUGGUUCAGCUAAAGAUCAACCCAGUAAGAUCUUGGCGACCAUGCCUGGCUCGCUGAACCAACACUUGAAGAGUGCAGCACCCAGCAAGACCCAGGUGCUGACAGACAAAUCAGCUGUGACUGACAGACCUCUGUGUCUUGGUCUGUCCCUGCUUGGUGCCCAGGAAGAAUGAGGAUCUCCCCUAAAAAGGCUAAGGAGCCUGUGAUCAGCUUCUGUUAUUCCUUUGUCUUGAAAAGUGUCACGUAAAUGUGAUCCAGACCAGUGGAAUACUGUCUAAAGCAGCAAGCAUAUUUAAGAGAGUCUCUGUAUGUUUUAUGGGAAUGUAAUGUUUUCAUGAAGCAAUGCAGGCUGAUUGUUUCAUCUGUAUUUUCUUGAAGUUCUGAAAAGGAAUAUUUGAUUAAAGCAGAGAAAGGA